Dovyalis caffra is the source of this 636-nucleotide messenger RNA. NCBI's taxonomy places the organism in Eukaryota, Viridiplantae, Streptophyta, Magnoliopsida, Malpighiales, Salicaceae. The record is from the annotation of a GenBank genome assembly.
AUGGAAAACUGUGAUCUAGGCAUAUCUACAAAGAGAAUACAUGAAGAGAGAGCUACAAUGGAAGGGCUUGAUAGAAUUACAUCUGUUCUGCCAGAUUCUAUCGUUCACCGUAUCCUGACGUUUCUACCUACAAAAGUUGCUGCUCGAACCCAAAUCUUGUCCAAGAGACGGAAGGCUCUCUGGCUUAGUUUCCCAUUUCUCAACCUCCAUGAGAUCUGGUUUGAUCAUGAUGAUGAUAAUGUGGAAACUAGCUGCAGAGUUAGAUUUCUUUGUCAUAUGGAGCGAACUCUUAGACUUUGUAAUCUGGAGCAAAUUAAGAGGCUGAGUUUCUCCACUAUCAGUCCCCAUGACACCGCACUUGUAAGUCUUCUUGAUACUUGUCUAGCGUCUGUCAUGAAAGGCAAGAUCAUAGAACUUGAUCUUAACCUUCAAGGCACACAUAAUCCAAAACGUGGACUUUGUGACCACUAUAUCUUGCCCCAGGACAUCUUCUCUAAUGGAUCACAUUUGGUUACUAUAGCAUUAGAAGUAUGCCAAUUUGGAUCUUAUGAUGCCAUGAAUUUCCCAUCUCUUAGAAACUUUACAAUGAGAGAUGUGCAUAUGCAUCUCGUCCACUCAAACUUCGUUUUCUUUUGA